AUGAGGAUUCUUGCGUGGAAUUGUAGAGGGGCGGCUAAGCCGGCCUUCAUGUCUUCCUUUAGGCGGUUGGUUCAGAUCCAUAGUCCAGAGAUCUGCCUUCUCUAUGAAACACGACUAUCCGGUAGUGGACUGGAUCGUGUAGUACGCCGGUUUGAGGUCGACUGGGAGUCAUAUGUAGUUGAGUCCCAGGGGCUGUCCGGGGGUAUUGUGGCUCUGUGGAAGCGGGGUGGGGCUACAGUCGAUGUGUUCCAUAACUGCUCCCAACAGGUCCUGAUGAUUAUUUCGGCACCUAACGCCGCACCAUGGGUCCUGAGUGGUGUGUAUGCUAGCACUGACCAUCGGACCAGAAGGGUCCUGUGGGAUGAGCUCACCCACUUAAUCGCUCAGGGUCUUCCAACGGCGAUAGUGGGUGAUUUUAAUUGUAUCUUGGAGGGGAGUGAGAAACGUGGAGGUAGGGCUUUUUCUGACACUGUGGAUAGGAGGGAGUUUAGAGACUUUCUCUCACGAAACGGCCUAGUGGAUCUAGGAUUCUCUGGCCCGCAAUUUACUUGGUGUAAUAACCAGUCUGGCCAAGCCAGGGUGUGGGAGCGGCUCGAUAGGGCUAUUGCUUCCUCUGACUAG
Molecule: messenger RNA, 621 nt
Organism: Phoenix dactylifera (date palm)
Lineage: Eukaryota; Viridiplantae; Streptophyta; Magnoliopsida; Arecales; Arecaceae
Source: RefSeq, a predicted model, not a curated record